This is a messenger RNA of Cryptococcus deneoformans JEC21, 4887 nucleotides long. Its product is annotated as glucoamylase s1/s2 precursor, putative. The coding region runs from base 258 to 4670 and encodes 1470 amino acids. Lineage: Eukaryota; Fungi; Basidiomycota; Tremellomycetes; Tremellales; Cryptococcaceae. The record is from RefSeq and is a predicted model, not a curated record. The transcript has 5 exons.
AUCAGACGAAGAGGAAGAUCGCUUUUUUUUUCUGGCUGGCUGGUUACUCUUUCCGUCCUACCUAUACCACUGGCAGGAGUCUUCGCCACUGAGCCGUUCAAGCGGAAAAGAAGGGUGAAGGAGGGCUCGUAACUGCCUUCAAGACUCAACGAAGUUCACACUUCUGCAGUUCUAUACCGGUGCACGGGCCCAGAAUCACUCGGGGCCCUCUUUUCUCACUCGUACUUGCUUCAUCAGAGCUGGAUGUGCCUUGCAGAAUGGGAAUUCUAACACGUAUACGACGAAGAUCAUCCUCAGCAGCACAAACCCAGCGUCCUUCCUCUGCUUCUCCUUUGGCAUCUCAUCUCGUACCUUCAGCGACAUCCGGCACUGCGACGGUUGCGCCUGAUCCACCCUCCACCGGGUCCGUGGGUUCACGAAUACCAAAGAGGCCAUGGAAAAAGAAGCAUGAUGAGGGGAGUUCUACAGGGAGCUUGAACAAGAACGGGAAGGGGAAGACGAAAGCAGAGAAUGGUGAACUGCUUGGAGGCCCGAAAUAUGGAGACUUUUCGCCAUCACUAGGGCCAGCUUCAUCUCUCUCCGUCAGUAACGUUCCAACGACUCGUGUGAAUGGACCCUCUUCUCAGUCAUCUUUGUCGCCACCCGGCAAUGGUUCUCCAGCUGGGGACAGCAACUCAGUGCCAUGCAGUAGUGAGAAGGUCGAAAAGCGGAGGCCCGAUGUCAGCGAAAUAAAGCGACCGACUAGCCGAACUUUCAAACAGGAUGGAGGGAUACUAGGAAAGCUCAAUUUCGAGGUUGCGGGAGAUAGACAGAGGAAGACGUCUAACUCGAGUUGGACGAAGGGCGUAGAAAGUAUAGUGUCCAGUGGUUCACCUUCAGAAUGGCCGAACGCUUCGAUGUCCAAUGCCAACCUCCCCUCAGAAAGCAAUCCUGUUGUCACAUCGAGUAGCAGAGCACUUACACCCGAUCUAAAUGACGACCAGAGACCAGCGCCGACACUGUCAAGAGGUAACAAGCGGGAAGAAGACCCUAUAGAGGUUCUGGAGUCUGCGGAGAAGAAACAUCGAUUCUGGAAGGGUAAAGGAAAGUCCAAUAGACAUUCGCGGGUCAUGAGCGACUCAUUUCAACUGGGCGGGUCCGAGCCUCCCACUCCAGGCAAAAUCCCUUCUUCGUCAAGUGGGCCGGACUUGGCUAGCGUCUCUAGGAAUUCUGUAGACCUCGAUCAGCCUCAUCCACAACAACUUCGCCGACCUUCAUCGUCGUUCUUCCCCAACCCUUUCUAUCGAUCUCUAUCUCGUGCGUCAGAAAGACCUUCGGCGGUCGAGGAUGGCUCUUUCCAGUUGAAAAGUUUCCGCCAUGUCUCGGGUAUGUCUGAUGUAGAGGGUGCGGGGAAACUAGAAGGGUAUCUUUCUCAUGUCAAACGGGAAUCAGUUGCUGCUCUCAGUAUCGAACUACCAGCUGCGUCGACAGCCCCGGACUCUUCACUAACCUUCGCAUCUCCUAAGCCGACCGCGGUUCCUCUGUCACGCCCUGUUAGCGUCGCUCCCUCCCUUGCUUCAAUGGAGGAUAUGAUGGUUUCUCCGAAUAGAGUCAGUGUUGCUGCAUUCAAAAAGGGACUUCGGCGUCCAAGCAAUGGUCUGAUGUCGACGAUGAGUGAUAUCGGACAUGGGACCCCGGCUACUGGCUCUGGAGACGAGGACGACGACAUCCCUCUUGGCAAGCGAAUUGUCUCGCAACCUCUGCCUAGACAGACGAGCUCUCAAUCAUUGUUCAAUAUGCGCGAUCCUGGUCUGAGCAAUUCGGAAGGUGCGACAUCUAAUCCCAUGCUCAAGCAACCGAAAAAAGAGACAAGUGAAAAGGAAGUCUCAAGCCAAGAGCCUUUGGUUUUCCAGGUGAAAGCAUAUCGCAGAACGUCAAGCGGUUUCGUGGUAAAAAGUCGAAGUCCCAUGGCAAGUAAUCAGGACCUACCUAGCAGCCCCGUAAGCUCCCUGAACUCGCUGGCUACUGGCUUUCCUGGAUCACUUCGCCCGACAGCCUUAACCAGUUCCGCAUCUACCCGGACGCCUUCACCAAAUGCGGGAGUCACCAACCUCUAUGGAGCUUCACCUCCCACUACGGACGACAAAGAGCUUAUGACAGAUGGAUAUUUUUCAGCAGGUGCUCCUUCUUCUGAUCGGGUUGUGCAAAAGGGUCAGAAACCCUCGUCUCCGGUCACUUAUCAACCCACCGAGGAACUUGCUAAAGCCGCCCUCCCCUCACCUCCUGCCACUGCACAGCAACCCUCUGUCGCGCCCAUUGCAGAGCUUUCGGCAAAUGUACAAUCUAGUAAUUCCCAUCUCAAACGACAUACACCCCCUCCUGUCCAGCAUAUCGACGUACCACGGCCUUCACACGAUAUUUCACCUACGCUAUUAGCUCUUAAUCUUCCGUUGCCUCCAGAUCAGAUGCCCGAUACCCCCCCCAAAGCGCCUUCGCCAUUAUCAGAGCUACCGCGUCGACCUACAGCCGGACCAGAAGGAAGUGCAUCUCCUGGUACCCAAAGCAAGCGGAUGUCAUUAUUGGAAGAGCCCAUAAAGUACCUAUCAGGGUUAUGGGCUACACCGUCAGCUGGCGAAGAUGGUUUUGACCCAGUGUUAGCUGUUGAUUCUUUAGGUCGGUUAAGUGGAGAUGAGCCUCAGUCGCCAACUAAAUCAAAUCGCCCAGGCAUCACCUCUUGGUAUGCCCCUCAAGACUUGCCUGAACGCCAAACGUCGGCCUCCCCGUCACCAUUUUCAUCGACAGAACGUAUCCGUUCAUCUCUUUCAGAGAGAUUGGCUGGUGUCGCGACCUCUGCUAUAAGUACAACAAAGCCUGGCCGCGGUUUACAGAAACCAGCCAUGGAGAAACUUAAGACUAGUGCUGAGGAGCAAUGUCCUGCCGAUAAUCACAAGUCACCGGUCAGCGAUUCUACUGUGGCCCCUAUUCCUCGAUCUAUUCCUCGACCUUUCUCAAGUUUCAUAAAACCAGGACCAGUUCAGCCAAACCCCGCGAUUGAUGAGAACGAAAGUGAUACCGAAGGGGGGACGAGCAUGUCCACCCAUCACUGUGAAAGAUUAAGAGCGUCCUCGCUGUCGUCUCAGCAGUCUGUUAGAAGAGUACCUGGUGGUCCCCGACAGCCCGUGCGGCAAAGUCGCAUCGUCUCAAUGCCUAUCACAAAUUCUCAUUUGGUUCACAAAUCACCUGAUCGUUGGCGUCAUGUUCAGAAGGAUGACGAUGAGGACGAGCCUUUAGCAAAGAUCAAACAUCGGUCUUCCAAGUCAUCUCUGGCCAUGGCUACCGCCGGAAAAUCUCCAUCCUAUGGACAGAUUUCCUUGCCAACCCCUCCCACCAGUGUUACAAGUACAAGUAUCGGCUCUUCGAGUCCUCAGGAGCGGCGUAAGCCCCUCAUUGAGCUGGAAUCAGCUGCACCUGCCACCCCACAGUCUAUGACGACACCACGACCACAUGAUUCCCUUUUACCUGCAUCGUCUAGAUCCUUUGACAAAUCCUCUACAACAUCUACAGGUUCUACGCCUUCGUCCGGCAAAGAAUCGCUUCCUUCCCCUGUCAGGGCUCAAGUCAGGUUUGAUAAUCCUGAGAGGAAGUGGCCUUCUGGCUUUCAAAAGAAGAGGACGAGUCCAGAGAUAUCGAAAGAUAAUGUGAAUGACAAUGCAGUAGAAGUGUAUGGAGAGAGACAAAGGCGUCAAGCCGAAAAAUAUAGUGGUGAUAGUCGGCAGCGAAGACGCUCAGAGGGGGCGUUACAACAUCCAUCGCCUUAUGACCCUCCUGUUCAGGCGCAGAUGGGCAUGCAGGAGGUGCCAGAUCCACAAGAUAUGUCCCCAGAAGCAUUUUUCGCUUGGCAAAAGCAUCAAUGGCAGAUGCAAUACCUUGCGGCCGCUUAUCGUGCAUCUGAAGAAGAGUGGGAAAAGCAAAGUUCAGUAUCAACGUCGAUUCACAAUCAGCCUUCUAACCAAUUCAUCCCUUUCCCCAUGCAGCCCAUGUCCAUGUUCCCAUCCAAUGCGAAUAUGAUGGAUAUGGGUAUGGGUAUGCCAAUGGGAUAUGGCUAUUCAGCAUAUCCGCAAUUACAAGGACACAUGUUUAACUCUUACCUCAACAUGCCUCAGAUGCAAGGCCAAGCCGAUGGAGAAGGGGGCUGUAGUUACGGAAUGGGAGCUCAAUCAGUAUUUGGUGGAGAAUUUAGGCCACUCGCCGCCAAACCGUCUCAACAGCAACAGUAUAAUCCUAAUCCCCAAAGACGAGCAUCAAGUGAUCAACAGGGUGCCCAAUAUGGUAAUCCUCCACAACCCCAUCGUCAUCAGGACGACCCUCGUCUGGCGGAGGGCCGGAGUGCAUCAGCUUUGGGCAUGUACGAUAAUGCAACUUCUCCCCCGACAAUGUCCAAAAGACCAUCGGGCGUGUUUAGAGGACUGUUAGGAGAGCGGGAAAAGGUGGAAUUGCAGCAAGAGAUGGAACGACAAGCGCAGGAGAAGCUAGAGAAGCAAAAACAGUGGGCAAAGGAGAGGGCGAGAGGGAAGACGACUGAAAGUAGCAGCCCACCGCCCCCGUCAAGUUGGAGUAGAAUGACUGGUGAUUGGUCUGAAGGUGGCGCUCCGAGGAGACAAAAUAGAAGCAGAUCGAAUAUAGCGAACUAAAAUACGGGCAGUAAAAAAUUUCACGCUUUCUACGAUCAACGCACAAUACGUAUUACUUUUCGAUGCCCAUUUGUAGGACUAUUGUAUAUAAUAACAGUAUCAUAAUCUCAUGUUUCUCUUUCCAAAAGUUGAUACGAGUGGUCACGCUAUCAUAAGGACCGUAGCAUAACGACAUAGCAUAGGUCGAGUUGGAUCUUCAUUUCAUGCAAAUUAAUAU